GAGGGCGUCCGCCCGGGGCCCGGGGCGGGAAGGGCUUUGUCUGUGGCUUCCAUGCGCAGGUGCUUUGGAAUUCUGCAUCCAACGCUGAACCUCCCCGGAGGUCACUGCUGUCAGUGCUUCGCCCCGCGUGCCAGGCGCAGAGCAAAUUGGAAGGGGCGGGGGAGACGUACUAGAAACCGACUGGCUUCCUACCCCUCGGGAUCUUACAGUCUAGAGUUAGACCCGGUCACGUUUGAUGGUGGAGAAUUGUGAAAAAUCUCUAUGGAGGAAGGAGCAAAUGGGCGGGACUUCAAUUGGAGAGAAUACAUUAGAAUGGGCUUCUGAGUCGACAGAACCGCUGAGCCAGGAGGUGGGAGGUGGUUUAUUUAUUUGUUCAACAGGUAGUUUUAGGAGCUAAUCCAUGAGGGGUAGGUGGAGGGCUUUGAGUACCAGGCAGAGGAGUUUUUACCUAAUUCAGGGAUCUGUUGAGAGAUGUUGGGAGUAGGGAAAGAAAUAUGAUUGAAGCCGAUCUUUAGGAAGAAAGAACUGGACCCCUGUGUACCAGUUUGGUGAAGCAGAGAUGGAGAACUCCCCAUCAAGAUACCAUUUCAAGAACUAAAUUUUUUAAAAUAUCUCAGGUGGGAGAUAUUAAAGGGCUAAGCAGGACAUUGGGAAUUGAGCAUGUAAAGGAGAGGAUAUUUGAAGGACAUUACUCAUUGUAACAAGGCAUGGUGGUUACUGACAAGUCAAUGGAAGAGAAUGGCUUCAUCCCUGCUGAUUCUGGUCCCUUUCUAUCUCAACUGGUCCCAGGGACCACAAAAAUUCUGUCCAUUAUCCUGUUGUGGAGGCAGUUACAUUGUUCUCUUAGGAUUCUCCAGACAGUCCUUUGGUAGGAAACUGAAGUAUGAACAGGAUAAUGAAAUUCGGUAAGGGGCCUGGAGUCUCAGCCCUUGCAUUCCAACACCACCACCAACUCACAAGGGGAGGACGUUGAAGUGCACAGUGACUGACCUGCCUUUCCUGUUCCCAGCUUCUGCAGGAGGGAGGGAUUGAGGAGUCCAGUUGCUUAACUAAUCUUGUGUUUUUUUUCCCAUUCCCACUGCUCCGCAUCUCCAGGUUUUGAAAUUGCCUCAGGGCCUAUAAGGUUUGGUGUUUCCCUUUCAAGAUGCCCCUUUCAGACUUUGUUCUGACCCUGAAGGACAAUCCCUACUUUGGGGCUGGAUUUGGGCUGGUGGGUGUGGGCACAGCCCUGGCCUUGGCCCGGAAGGGUGCCCAGCUGGGCCUGGUGGCAUUCCGGCGCCAUUACAUGAUCACACUGGAAGUCCCUGCUCGAGACAGGAGCUAUGCCUGGUUGCUUAGCUGGCUCACCCGCCACAGUGCCCGUACUCAGCACCUCAGUGUCGAGACCUCGUACCUGCAGCAUGAGAGUGGUCGCAUCUCUACUAAGUUUGAAUUUGUCCCCAGCCCUGGAAAUCACUUUAUUUGGUAUCAGGGGAAAUGGAUCCGAGUGGAACGAAGCCGAGAGAUGCAGAUGAUAGACCUGCAGACGGGCACUCCUUGGGAAUCUGUCACCUUCACAGCUCUGGGCACUGACCGCAAGGUUUUCUUCAACAUCUUGGAGGAAGCUCGAGCACUAGCCUUGGAACAGGAAGAAGGGAAAACAGUGAUGCACACAGCCGUGGGCUCUGAAUGGCGCCCCUUUGGAUAUCCACGCCGGCGGCGGCCACUGAAUUCUGUGGUUCUAGAACAGGGUCUGGCUGACCGAAUUAUCAAGGACAUCCGAGAAUUUAUCGAUAACCCCAAGUGGUACAUUGACAGAGGCAUUCCCUACAGACGUGGCUACCUGCUUUAUGGGCCCCCUGGUUGUGGAAAGAGCAGUUUUAUCACAGCCCUGGCCGGGGAGCUGGAGCACAGCAUCUGCCUGCUGAGUCUCACAGACUCCAGCCUCUCUGAUGACCGGCUCAACCACUUGCUGAGUGCGGCCCCACAGCAGAGCCUGGUGCUCCUAGAGGAUGUGGAUGCUGCUUUUCUCAGUCGAGACCUGGCUGUGCAGAACCCAAUAAAGUACCAAGGUCUAGGUCGUCUCACCUUCAGUGGACUGCUCAAUGCCUUGGAUGGUGUGGCUUCCACUGAGGCCCGCAUUGUGUUCAUGACCACCAACCAUGUUGACAGACUGGACCCUGCCCUGAUACGCCCGGGGCGAGUAGACAUGAAGGAAUACGUGGGCUACUGCUCAUACUGGCAGCUGACUCAGAUGUUCCAGAGGUUCUAUCCAGGGCAAGCACCUUCUUUGGCAGAGGCCUUUGCAGAAUGUGUCCUUCAAACUACAACUCAGAUUAGUCCUGCCCAGGUGCAGGGCUACUUCAUGCUGUAUAAAAAUGACCCUACAGGGGCAAUGCAAAAUGUUGAGUCCCUGAGGUGACAACUGGGUUGUGCUCAGCUCCUCUCCUCUAGGGGAUCAAUAAAUACCUGCCACACUA
Molecule: messenger RNA, 2459 nt
Organism: Myotis brandtii (Brandt's bat)
Lineage: Eukaryota; Metazoa; Chordata; Mammalia; Chiroptera; Vespertilionidae
Gene: BCS1L
Product: mitochondrial chaperone BCS1
Exons: 7
Coding region: 1145-2401 (418 amino acids)
Biological process (GO): mitochondrial respiratory chain complex III assembly; protein insertion into mitochondrial inner membrane from matrix
Cellular component (GO): mitochondrial inner membrane
Molecular function (GO): ATP binding; ATP hydrolysis activity
Source: RefSeq, a predicted model, not a curated record